AGGUGGACCAACAGAUUCGGUUGCUAGCACGGCUAAAAAUGAUGCAAUGUGAUGAUGUAACCAGGUUUAUGUUUGUGUGUGUUUGUGUUAGCUCCUGUAAGUUUUCCCGUCGGGUGCUGGAGAGGUGUCUUCAUCAGUCUGACACUUUAAUAUUUCCCCCUCUCUGUCUGUAGGGACAGUAAGACUCAGCCUGUGACUGUGCCGAGUCUAGAAAAUAAUGCAGAAGUUGUUUGUGCCCUCAGCCGCCAGCUGUCGUCUCAUCUCAAGCGAGCGACAUGUGCGUUUGUUUGAUUAAAGCACAUGAAGUCAGGCCAUUAAAAGUCUUCUGUCAAAGCUUUGCUGAAAACUGUGUUAACCGCAAUGAAUAAUUUAAAGACAACUAUCAUUUUACUUGAGAUAAGCUUGCUGCGUUGCCAUGGCACAAGUGCAUGUAUUAUUUAACGCCCAGUGUGAGUCUCACUGUAAGGCAGCUUACAGGCUCUCAGUCGUUUUUAGAUCUGUUCAAACUGUGAGGAUUAAACGUCGUAGUAAUCCAUGGGGAACAAACAGUGUGUCUGAGCCGCAUGUCUACCUACGAAUGAGACGCCAGGAGCUACGCUGCAGUGUUGUGGACCAUGUGAUGUGGCAGAGGUCGAGCAAUGGAGGGGACGAUGCUGACGGCGGGACAGGAGAAGCCACAGAAGCGGGUGAGGUUCCGCGUGGCUUCGGGGAACAGCGGCCGGGUGCUGAAGGAGAUGUUCAAAGACGAGGGGCCCUCGGACUCCCUGGACUCAGACUGUACCAGCAGCUCUGACGCCGACCGGGCCAGCACUCCCUCCACAAGCGGAGAUGUGCAGGGACACCUGUAUGGAUACCUGGGCUCCGAGCUGGACGACAGCGAGUGUGAGCCCGAUGAUCUGCUCAUGUACGCAGGGGCCACCAAGGACUGGAUGUUCACCACCAAGAGGGUCAACAUACUCAGUAAAAACGGGACUGUGAGAGGAGUCAAGCACAAAGUCAGCGCCGGUCAGACGCUGUUUGAAAACCUGCCCAACUCUAACAGUACGGAGCUGGCUCUUGAGUUUGGCCGCAUCGUGAUCUACACCACGAGUUUCCGCGUGGUGAGGACGACCUUCGAGCGCUGCGAGCUGGUCCGGAAGAUCUUCCAGAACCACAGGGUGAAGUUCGUGGAGAAGAACAUCGCCCUGGACUGCGAGUACGGGAAGGAUCUGGAGGAGCGGUGCAAACGCGUGGGAGAGCCUCCUUCAUUACCAGUCGUGUUCAUCGACGGACACUACCUUGGGGGUGCUGAGAAAAUACUGGGCAUGAAUGAAUCAGGAGAGCUUCAAGAUCUUCUGACAAGAAUUGAGAGGGUACAGCACCCCCGGACGUGCCAGACCUGCGGCGACUUCGCCUUCAUCCCGUGCCCAAUGUGCCAUGGCAGCAAGAUGUCCGUGUUUCGCAACUGCUUCACGGAUUCCUUCAAAGCCCUCAAGUGCACUUCCUGCAACGAGAACGGCCUGCAGCCGUGUGUGAGCUGCAGCCGGUGAGGAUGUUAAGUGCCUGACCCGACAUCCUCGCCUCACGUCUGUGGAACCAGAACACAGGAGCUUCAACUGGACUGAAUGAAACGCAGCAGGACUCUUCCUCCACGGCCAUUGAUAGUAAAGAUAACAAAAAAAUGAAUUUGUAAUAAAAAAAAAUAAAAUCUGUGAAUUUGA
Messenger RNA from Acanthopagrus latus (yellowfin seabream), 1700 nucleotides. RefSeq names its product glutaredoxin and cysteine rich domain containing 1 a (gene grxcr1a). The coding region runs from base 639 to 1529 and encodes 296 amino acids. Lineage: Eukaryota; Metazoa; Chordata; Actinopteri; Spariformes; Sparidae. The record is from RefSeq and is a predicted model, not a curated record. Gene Ontology annotation, biological process: sensory perception of sound. The transcript has 4 exons.